Hippopotamus amphibius kiboko is the source of this 951-nucleotide messenger RNA. Its product is annotated as olfactory receptor-like protein DTMT. Gene Ontology annotation, cellular component: membrane. Gene Ontology annotation, molecular function: olfactory receptor activity; G protein-coupled receptor activity. Lineage: Eukaryota; Metazoa; Chordata; Mammalia; Artiodactyla; Hippopotamidae. The record is from RefSeq and is a predicted model, not a curated record. Gene Ontology annotation, biological process: G protein-coupled receptor signaling pathway. The coding region runs from base 1 to 951 and encodes 316 amino acids. The transcript has a single exon.
AUGACAGGGAGGAAUGAAACUGUUGUCUCUGAGUUCCUGCUGCUGGGACUGCCCAUCCAGUCAGAGCAUCAGCACCUGUUCUCUGCCCUGUUCCUGGCCAUGUAUGUUACCACCAUCCUGGGGAACCUCCUCAUCAUGGUCCUCAUUUGCUUGGACCCCCACCUCCACACACCCAUGUACUUGCUUCUCAGCAAUUUGUCCUUCUCUGAUCUCUGCUUUUCCUCUGUCACAGUGCCCAAGUUGCUGCAGGACAUGCAGAGCCACGUCCCAUCCAUCCCCUAUGCUGCCUGCCUGACCCAAAUGUACUUCUUCCUAUUUUUUGCAGACCUUGAGGACUUCCUCCUUGCGGCCAUGGCCUAUGACCGCUAUGUGGCCAUCUGCUUCCCCCUGCACUACACCACCAUCAUGAGCCCCAAGCUCUGUCUCUUCCUGGUGGUUCUGCCUUGGGUGCUGACCACGUUCACCGCCAUGUUAGAGGCUCUGCUCACUGCCAGACUGCGUUUUUGUGCAGACAAUGUGAUCCCCCACUUUUUCUGUGAUUUGUCUGCUCUGCUGAAGCUGUCCUGCUCGGACACUCGAGUUAAUGAGCUGGUGACAGUUAUCGUUGGGGGGCUCGUCAUUGUCCUCCCAUUCCUACUCAUCAUCCUGUCCUACGCACGAAUUCUCUCUUCCAUCCUCAAGGUCCCUUCUGCCAAGGGCAUCUGCAAAGCCUUCUCCACCUGUGGCUCCCACCUCUCCGUGGUGUCUCUCUUCUAUGGGUCAAUUAUUGGUCUCUAUUUAUGCCCUUCAGCUAAUAACUCUGCUGUUAAGGAGACUGUCAUGUCUGUGAUGUACACUGUGGUGACCCCCAUGCUGAACCCCUUCAUCUACAGCCUGAGGAACAGAGACAUGAAGGGAGCCCUGGGAAGAGUCUUUUGCAAAAAGAAAAUAUCUUUCUCUCUAAAAUGGUAA